Molecule: messenger RNA, 1386 nt
Organism: Caenorhabditis sp. 36 PRJEB53466
Lineage: Eukaryota; Metazoa; Nematoda; Chromadorea; Rhabditida; Rhabditidae
Source: the annotation of a GenBank genome assembly
AUGAAGAGGAACAUGUACGGCCUGUUCAGAAGACUGAUUCCCAAAGACGAUAAGAAGGCAGACAAGGAGGUCAGUUAAUCAAGUGUACCACGUAUCGGUUUGAUUGUUUUGAACAAAAACACAAGUGUUUUACCAGAGUAGUUUGCUUUCAUUGUGUUUGAAAUGUAUAAGAGCACCAACAAAUAAGAAGGGAGAAAAGUAAAUUUACAUUUCCUGACCUGAAUGGCAAAGCUCCUUUUGGUUAUUUAUAUUCAAAAUAGUCUUGGGAAAGACCCCAGCAUAACAGAGGGUCAGUAGAGAAAAUAGUCAGUGCAUUGACGAUGUCCUCAAAGUAAAGUCAACACCAAUCAAACAAGGAAAAUGACCCCCGGACGUCUCGAAACCACGACAAAUCAAAUCAGAAAAAUAACAAAGACAACGUAGACCAUUUUCUUCCAGAGAGUCCUCAAAACUGUCGACGAUGCCGAGGUGUGCGUGGUCGACGUGGAAACACUCCGAUGUGCAGUGUGCCUGAACAUCUUCCAAGAAGUGCCCCGAACGCUCACUUGCGGUCACUCAUUCUGCCCCCGAUGCAUCGAGGAAGUGGCGCACUCGGAAGUAAUGAGCGAACCACGGGAACCGAACCGAAAUGUAAGUUGCACCGAACACUCACUUCAGCCCGAUUAUUUGUAUGUAAUUUGGAAUAAGUUCAAUGAAAAUGAGUAACACGAGUGCAAAGAGCGCAUGUUCCGUCGGGGAAUAGUUCAGUUCAGUGUUCGUGAUAGUCCACACAUCUAGGUUCUCAAAAGUCACUUCUCAUUCGGUUUUCCUUUUUCCUCGCCUGUUGAGAAUUCGGUCUCACAAUUGUAAUUUGAAACAGGAACAGUUGGUUCGAAGACUAGUAUCUCGAGAACAUUUCGGAACAAAGUUUCUGUGGAAUAUUUAUUCGCAGAAAACAGUAUGCGCAUGAAAUGUUAUUUUCUCCAAACAAGGUUUCAGUUUCAGGCGUUCCACUGCCCAAUGUGCCGCAAACGAGUGCACAUGAACAAAAUUGUGCAGAAUUUCACGUUGAAGACUAUUCUAGACAGUCUUAAUGAGCUGUCGAAAGAGGAAGAAAAGUCUCGCAAAGCGUACGAUAAUACACUCAAUGCAUCGGUAAGUGCAGCCACGAAAAUCCAGUUACCAGAAAAUAUUACUUGUCUAGGAACCAAUCAAAGUGCUAUUCCCUGCAUUAUCAGUCAAUUUCAGAAUGAGCAACUCCGUCUGAAAUGCAGCGAACUUGAACGAGCAAAUGACGGGCUCAAACGGACGAUCGACGAAAUGCGCCGCAAGGAAUACUACAAUUACGUCGCCAUUUCCUUCUUCAUCAUUGUCUACAUCAUUUUGUCGACCAUGUUCGGAAAUUAA